Talpa occidentalis (Iberian mole) is the source of this 2202-nucleotide messenger RNA. RefSeq names its product ATP binding cassette subfamily G member 5 (gene ABCG5). NCBI's taxonomy places the organism in Eukaryota, Metazoa, Chordata, Mammalia, Eulipotyphla, Talpidae. The coding region runs from base 1 to 1959 and encodes 652 amino acids. Gene Ontology annotation, cellular component: plasma membrane. The record is from RefSeq and is a predicted model, not a curated record. Gene Ontology annotation, molecular function: ABC-type transporter activity; ATP hydrolysis activity; ATP binding. Gene Ontology annotation, biological process: cholesterol homeostasis. The transcript is spliced from 13 exons.
AUGAGUGAACUCCCAGCUUUGACCCCGGGGGGGUCCUGGAGACACUCAAUCAACAGAGGCUCCCAGCAAUCCCCAGAGGAGGUCCCUGAAGAAGCUUCAAAGUCCAGACACAGCCUAGGCAUCCUGCAUGCCUCUUACAGUGUCAGCCAUCAUGUUGGGCCUUGGUGGGACUUCGCCUCUUGCGGGCAACGUUGGAACAGGCAGAUCCUCAAAGAUGUCUCCUUGUACAUCGAGAGCGGCCAGGUCAUGUGCAUCUUGGGGAGCUCAGGCUCGGGGAAAACCACGCUGCUGGACGCCAUGUCCGGGAGGCUGCGGCGCACGGGGACCCUCCUGGGCGAGGUGUAUGUGAACGGCCGCGCGCUGCACCGCGACCAGUUCCAGGACUGCUUCUCCUACGUGCUGCAGAGCGACACUCUGCUGAGCAGCCUCACCGUGCGCGAGACGCUGCUCUACACGGCCCGGAUGGCCAUCCGCAGCGGCUCCUCGGGCUUCCUCCAGAAGAAGGUGGAAGCAGUCAUGGCAGAGCUGAGUCUGAGCCAUGUGGCAGAUCAACUGAUCGGCAACUAUAACUUAGGGGGUAUUUCCAACGGCGAGCGGCGCCGGGUUUCCAUCGCAGCCCAACUCCUGCAGGACCCCAAGGUCAUGCUGUUUGACGAGCCAACCACAGGCCUGGACUGCAUGACUGCAAAUCAGAUCGUUGUUCUCCUCGCAGAGCUGGCUCGCAGGGACCGCAUCGUGAUCCUCACCAUCCACCAGCCCCGCUCUGAGCUAUUCCAGCUCUUUGACAAAAUCGCCAUUCUGAGCAGCGGAGAGCUGGUUUUCUGCGGGGCACCAGUAGAAAUGCUUGAUUUCUUCAGUGGCUGCGGUUACCCUUGUCCUGAACAUUCAAACCCCUUUGACUUUUAUAUGGACUUGACAUCAGUGGAUACCCAAAGCAAAGAACGGGAAAUAGAAACCUGCAAAAGAGUCCAGAUGAUUGGAGCUUCUUACAAAGAAUCAGCUAUUUAUCACAAAACCUUGGAGAGUAUUGAAAGAACAAAACACCUGAAAACAUUACCAAUGAUUCCUUUCAAGACCAAAGAUUCUCCUGGAGCUCUCUCUAAACUGUGUGUUCUCUUGAGGAGAGUGACGAGGAACUUAAUGAGAAAUAAGCUGGCAGUGAUUAUGCGUCUCGUUCAGAAUUUGAUCAUGGGUUUGUUCAUCAUUUUCUACCUUCUGCGGGUCCAGAACGAUGUGCUAACUGGUGCUAUCCAAGACCGCCUGGGUGUCAUGUACCAGUUCGUGGGGGCCACCCCGUAUACAGGCAUGCUCAACGGCGUGAAUCUGUUUCCUGUGCUGCGAGCCAUCAGCGACCAGGAGAGCCAGGACGGCCUCUACCAGAAGUGGCAGAUGCUGUUGGCCUAUGUGUUGCAUGCCCUCCCCUUCAGCGUCAUUGCCACCAUGAUUUUCAGCAGCGCAUGCUACUGGACUCUGGGCUUAUACCCUGAGGUUGCCAGAUUUGGAUAUUUCUCUGCUGCUCUGUUUGUCCCCCACUUAAUUGGUGAACUUCUAACUCUUGUGCUACUUGGUAUGGUCCAAAACCCCAACGUGGUCAACAGUGUAGUGGCUCUUCUGUGCAUUGCUGGAGUGCUUGUGGGAUCUGGAUUCAUGAGAAAUGUAGAAGAUAUGCCUAUUCCUUUUAAAAUCUUCACUUAUUUUACAUUCCAAAAAUACUGUUGUGAGAUUCUUAUAGUCAAUGAAUUCUAUGGACAGACUUUCACUUGUGGCAGCUCAAAUGACUCUGUGACAGCUAAUUCACUGUGUGUCUCCACUCAAGGAACUGACUUCAUUGAAAGAAUCUGCCCGGGUGCAACAUCUAGGUUCACUGCAAACUUUCUGAUUUUGUAUUCAUUUAUCCCAGCUCUUGUCAUCCUAGGAAUAGUAGUAUUUAAAAUAAGGGAUUAUCUCAUUAGCAGGUAGUAAAAAUCAUUGCUAUGAAAAUGGAACUGAAGCUCCUAGGUGUGCAUGACUGCUCUGAAUGUCUGAAAUAAGAGGGCCACCUGUUUCUUUCUAGAUAGAACAUUUUAAGCCUUUUAGCUAGAGACUCCAUUUGUACCCCUUGGGUCUACAUAGGCUUUGACUGUUAUUCCACCUUGUAGAGAGAUGAUAUUUGGAAAUGUGACUGGUCCAAAAAUGUAAGUAAUAACUCAUAAAGUUAUGGGA